AUACAUAUCUCUGCUCGUUACCCACAUCUCCUCCGUAUAUUCCAGACAUAUCCCGAGUCGAUAGGAAUUUCUGCAGGGCUUGAAUCCUCCCUCUCCGUCUGACCACUCAUACCCUGUCAUUUUCGCCUCUUAAGGCCGAAUCUAUAAAUGGUGCCCAUCUCGACGAUAAACUGAUAAGGCAUUGAAGCGUUUCUAUUGAACUUACAAGUGUUUGCGUCUUCCGUGAUCUCCCCCGCCCCCGCCUUGAUUUUCCAUUUCCCGUAUACUCAUCUCCUCAUCUCCUCGACCCGCAGAAGCGAUGAUCCAGGGUGAACCGACCAUACACAAAUACCCAGGCAACUGCCAUUGCGGGAGCGUGCGAUUCGAGAUCCAUCUCGCUAGUCCAUUCCAAACGACCUUCGCAUGCCCAUGUAGCAUCUGUGCGAAAGCAGGCUGUCCAUGGAUCUUCACGCAAGAUGACGAACUGAAGUUCACCAAGGGGCGCGACACUCUAGCCAGCUACAAGACCCAGAUGGGGGAGUACGAGUUCUGCGCUACCUGUGGUACCCCGAUCACAGUCCGAAACCACCUCACCGUCGCGGGCCAGCCCGGUAUAGGUGUCAGCGCAAGAGCGUUGCGGGACGUGAACCCGUUCCAUCUAUCCGUGACCAAGUACGCACUAACCUACUUCUCUCAUCGGAGUGUUCAACUGAUGAUCGAACUCCCUGGGCUCAACCGCAGAUUAACCCCCCCUCGCGAAGAUGAACCAGCAUCGUCCGCUCCCGAAGUCCAACCGACCCAACAAAGCCCAAAGACAUACACGGGAGGCUGUCACUGCGGAGCAAUCCACAUCACCGUGACGAGCGCGCCGCUCCGCGAUGUCCAAGUUAAGGAAGAUAACUGCAGCAUUUGCCAACGGAAUGCGAACACAUGCAUCUACCCGACGAAAUGCGCAGUCGCGACUCAGGACCCCAGCAGCCAGCUCCGCGAGUAUCGCUUUGGCCGAAAGUUCACGGGCCAUCGCUUCUGCGGGGUCUGCGGGGUGCAGCUCUACAUGCACCUGUAUGGACCCCCGGCGGCGGUGGUGGCAAGGCUGUCGCCAGAGAAGCAGGAACUGGUGCGACGGAAUUUGGAGAUCGUGCCCGUUCGAGUACAGGUGCUGGAUGGGGUGGAGUGGGAAGAGAUUCACGUGGAGAGGUCGGACGAGGGGACGGAGGGGUAUGUGCUGGGUGCAUGAGGGGAGGAUGGCUAGCGACAAGCGCAGACGGGUGCCAUUGUGGUAUCGGUUUUGCCGUCUAGGUAAAGGGGGAGGGAGACCAGGGGGUCGAGAUGAGAUAUGCCGUAUCUCAAGCAGAAUCCGCUAUGAACGGUGCAGGCUAACCUUUGUUCCGUUACCCGAAAACCACACCGGAUGACAGAUAGAUUAACAGCAAG
Aspergillus japonicus CBS 114.51 is the source of this 1413-nucleotide messenger RNA. Its product is annotated as GFA family protein. Bases 299 to 1216 code for a protein of 305 amino acids. NCBI's taxonomy places the organism in Eukaryota, Fungi, Ascomycota, Eurotiomycetes, Eurotiales, Aspergillaceae. The record is from RefSeq and is a predicted model, not a curated record. The transcript has 4 exons. Gene Ontology annotation, molecular function: carbon-sulfur lyase activity.